Columba livia (rock pigeon) is the source of this 466-nucleotide messenger RNA. RefSeq names its product small EDRK-rich factor 2 (gene SERF2). The coding region runs from base 133 to 312 and encodes 59 amino acids. The record is from RefSeq and is a predicted model, not a curated record. The transcript has 3 exons. Lineage: Eukaryota; Metazoa; Chordata; Aves; Columbiformes; Columbidae.
UAGGAGGGCGGCAGAGGCGGGCUCGAUGCAGCGAUUGGCCGUGCUGUGCCCUUAAAGUCCGUCGCGGGGCGGGGCCUGUGGGGGGCAGUGCGGGACGUGGCGGCGGAGCGGAGGGCGGGAGGGAGCGGCGCCAUGACCCGCGGGAACCAGCGCGAACUGGCGCGGCAGAAGAACCUGAAGAAGCAGAGCGACUCGGGCAAGGGCAAGCGGCGGGACGAUGGGCUCUCGGCCGCCGCCCGCAAGCAGAGGGACUCGGAGAUCAUGCAGCAGAAGCAGAAGAAGGCUAAUGAGAAGAAGGAGGGCGCCAAGUAGCCCGCGGCUGGGCCGCCGCCGCCCCGGGACCGGGCCGCCCGCCGGCAGGAUGCCCAGCGCAGCCCCGGGGCCGGACCGCCCCGCCGGGGACCCGGCAGCGCCCUGCGCCGGCCUCGGGUCCGUCUCCUAUUAAAGUAGCUUGUGGUGCGCUGCA